AUGAAUUUCCUCCGCCGCCGCCUCUCCGACAGCAACUUCAUGACCAACCUCCCCAACGGAUACAUGAUGGACCUGCAACGGCCCGACGGCACCACCGCCACCGGCGCCGCCGCCGCCGCCACCGCCACCUCCACCGCGACCUCGCCCGCCCCCGAGCGCCGGCAGUCCAUGCAGACCGUCCCGUCCGCCUCCAUGGCUCCGCCGGUGACCGGCAGCGGCGGUGGCUUUUUCAGUUCGCUGUCUCAGGCGGUGAAGCAGACGACCGGGCUGGGAGACCAGUCCUCAUCUCACGCGGCCAAGCGGCCCAAGGUCCUGCUCGUCAUCGACGAUCGGCACACGGACUGGGCCAAGUUCUUCAAAGGCAAGAAGAUACAUGGAGAAUACGACAUCAAGGUGGAACAGGCGGAGUUUUCUGAGAUCAACCUGGCCGCUUACACGGAGACUGGCUGUAUGGUGGACAUGCAGCUCAUGAGGAACGGCACCAAGGUAGUGAGAUCGUUCAAGCCGGACUUCGUGCUGGUCCGGCAGCCGGCGCGCGGCACGGGCGAAGAUUUCCGGACGCUGCUCGUGGGCCUGGAGUACGGCGGCGUUCCGGCCGUCAACCCCCUCUCCUCCGUGCACGCCUUCUGCGACAAGCCGUGGGUGUUCUCGCAGCUGAUCAGAAUACGCAAGAACCUGGGGAGCAAAAGGUUCCCAUUGAUCGAGCAGUCCUUCUUUGCCGACCACCGUGAGAUGCUGACUGCGUCCACCUUCCCGGUCGUGGUUAAGAUCGGCCACGCUCACUCUGGCAUGGGCAAGGUGAAGGUGGAGAACCAUUACGACUUCCAGGACAUGGCCGGCGUGGUCGCCAUGGCCCAGACCUACGCCACCUGUGAGCCUUUCAUCGACUCGAAAUAUGACAUCCGCGUCCAGAAGAUAGGCGCCAACUACAAGGCCUACAUGAGGACCUCCAUCUCGGGGAACUGGAAGGCCAACACGGGCUCGGCAAUGCUGGAACAAAUCGCCAUGACGGAGAAGUACCAGCUGUGGGUGGACGCGUGCGCCGAGAUGUUUGGCGGCCUGGACAUCUGCGCGGUGAAGGCCGUCCACGGGAAAGACGGGCAGGACUACAUCAUUGAGGCGAUGGACAGCACCAUGCCGCUGAUUGGCGAGCACCAGGACGAGGACCGGCAGCUGGUGACCGAGCUGGUGGCCACUCGCAUGGACCUGCUGCUGCCCAAGGCCGAGGAGCUCGCCGCUCAGAGGGCGGCGCAGGCAAGCGGAGCUCCGUGUCUUCCACCGCAGCAGGGAUGUCUGCAGUAUAUUCUCGACUGCAAUGGCAGCACGCCAGGCAGUCCCCAGCAGCCAGCACCGAGCUCGAGUGUCGCUCAGAAACAGCCAACGCCGACAGUUCUACAGCGCAGCGCGUCCACCGACAAGGCCCCCACGGCUCUGCAGCAGCAAAAGUCUGGUCCAGCAGCGGCCGCGGCGGCGGCGGCGGCGGCGAGCGGAGGAGCCAAGCCAAAGUCUGGAGGAAACCCCCAGACCCAGCAACCGCGGCCCAGCGCUCCGGGCCAGCCAGUGCCGCCAGACAGGCAGGGGGCGGCAGGGCCCACCGGGAGUACGACCAAACACUCGCAGCAGCGGACGUCGGCAUCGUCGGCAUCGUCGGCUUCGUCGUCCUCUGCCAGCAGUCCUGCUGAUGCCGCUGCAGCAGCAUCUGCAGCAGCUGCCACCCCCGCUGCAUCGACCAAGCCGGAGCAGAAGCCGCACCCGCAGCUCAACAAGUCGCGGUCGGUGUCGGGCACGAUGGGCGGCGGGGACGGCGCCGGCAAGGCCGGUUCCGGCGAGGAGGAGGCCAAAGCCGAGACGAUCCGGACGCUGCGCAAGUCGUUCGCAAGCCUCUUCUCCGACUAAGGCCCACGGUCGAUGACUCGCGCUCCGCGACACGCCAAUUUCUCGCUGCGUCGCCGGUGGCUCGCUCGCAAUGCUCGCUCACGUGGCUCGCGUGGCUCACUCGUGUGGCUCACGUGGCUCACUCACGUGACUCAC
Molecule: messenger RNA, 2031 nt
Organism: Petromyzon marinus (sea lamprey)
Lineage: Eukaryota; Metazoa; Chordata; Hyperoartia; Petromyzontiformes; Petromyzontidae
Product: synapsin-2-like
Biological process (GO): neurotransmitter secretion
Cellular component (GO): synaptic vesicle membrane; synaptic vesicle
Molecular function (GO): ATP binding
Source: RefSeq, a predicted model, not a curated record